Mesitornis unicolor (brown roatelo) is the source of this 1108-nucleotide messenger RNA. Its product is annotated as NAD-dependent protein deacetylase sirtuin-3-like. Gene Ontology annotation, molecular function: NAD+ binding. NCBI's taxonomy places the organism in Eukaryota, Metazoa, Chordata, Aves, Mesitornithiformes, Mesitornithidae. The record is from RefSeq and is a predicted model, not a curated record.
GAUUCAACGGGCCAGGCCGUUCUCUCUGUCUGCUGCCACCAGAGCCAUCCUAGGGAUGGGCAGAUGGGGAGGUGAUGGUGGGAAGCAGCAGCUGACCCUGCAGGACGUGGCAGCGCUGAUUCAGAACAAGGAGUGUCGGCGAGUGGUGGUGAUGGCUGGCGCUGGGAUUAGCACCCCCAGUGGCAUCCCAGAUUUUAGAUCCCCAGGGAGUGGCCUUUACAGUAACCUCGAGCAAUACAACAUCCCUUACCCAGAAGCCAUAUUUGAACUGAGGUAUUUCUUCAUCAACCCUAAGCCCUUUUUCACUUUGGCCAAGGAGCUCUACCCUGGCAACUACAGACCCAACUACGCCCACUACUUCUUGAGGCUCCUGCAUGACAAAGGGCUCCUCUUGCGCCUCUACACCCAGAAUAUCGACGGAUUGGAGAGAGUUGCUGGGAUCCCUCCCGAUAGACUGGUGGAAGCCCACGGCACCUUCGCCACUGCCACUUGUACAGUCUGUCGAAGGAAGUUCCCAGGAGAGGACUUCAGGGGGGACGUCAUGGCAGACAAGGUCCCUCACUGUCGCGUCUGCACUGGAGUCAUCAAGCCUGACAUUGUGUUCUUUGGUGAGGAGCUCCCACAGCGCUUCUUCCUGCACGUCACCGACUUCCCCAUGGCAGACCUGCUUUUCAUCAUCGGAACAUCCCUGGAGGUGGAGCCCUUUGCCAGCCUGGCAGGAGCCAUUCGCAGCUCUGUCCCCCGAGUCCUGAUCAACCGAGAUCUCGUUGGACCCUUUGCCUGGGGACCGCGCUACAACGAUGUAGCCCAGCUGGGGGACGUGGUCAGUGGGGUCGAGAAGCUGGUGGAGCUGCUGGGCUGGAACAAAGAGAUGCAAACGCUGAUUCAGAAGGAAAAAGAAAAGGUGGGAAGGGGCUCAGAGCUGUCCCCUCCCUCAGCCUCUUGGUUCCUUGUCCUGGAGUUGUUCUGGGGGGAACAGUUGUUCCUGCUGGGGUUGGGCUCGCACCACAGCCAUUGCUAUGCCUGCAGCCUGCAUUCAGAGAAAGUGACCGCAGAAAAGUGCAACAGAGUUAAAAAACCAGCAAACCUCAGUGCUGUUUCACAGUGA